UCAUAAAUAUUCUCUGACAGAGUGAUGCAAGUUGAAGCUGUGAGCUGUUUAAGGCUGCCUAUACAAAAACUUCAUCCAGACUAAUAGUACAACCGUCUAUACACUGAAUUGGAAAAUCAUGCCUUUUUUUUAUAUACUCAUCAGAUUAGUUAAAAAACAUUAAAUGAAAUAUCACCAGUUUGAAAUGAUCAGGCUUCUUCACUUCAGGAGUCCAUAGAAAAGCAAUCAUCGUGAUAACCUUCAGUUGUCAAGUUUCUCCUUAACUCUGAUGACUCCAACCAGAACGUUAUGGUUGAAUUUGCCGAGGUGUCCCAUAAUACCAAAGCAGUCAAAUCGAUACAAACACAAACCGGUACCAGUGCAAAACUGUCCCAACUUCAUUAGGAACAAAUUUACAAUAAACUUUAAUACUAAACAUACUAUUUUUAAUGCUAUUUGGCCGCUUAUGUUUACGAUACUUCCCAAGUCUCUUGUAAAUGUAUAUAGUGUCUCUGUCUCUGGGUCUGUGAACCUGCUUUCUCUUGCGCUCUCUGUUCUAUCUGGAUGGUCAGCUGGUCUCCUUGGAAAGCCUCAAGAUUCCAAGAGAGGUCUGCAGCUUGGGUGCAAGAACUGCGGCCAUGCGUAUUGUUCAUCAUGUCUCAGCUAUAGCACCUUGGUCCCUCGUUGUGGGAAUACACAGCAAAAGGUCUGCAGGCAGUGCCAUGGAACCCUCACAAGGUUCCAAUCAUGUCUUUAUGCAGUGAAAGGGGAGACAUUGCUUGGCAGGCACAGAAGAUCUGGGAAACAGGAUAAUGCUGCAAAAUGGUCUCCACCAGAGAAUUACAAAAAGCGAGUAGCUGCUCUGGAGGCUAAACAACAGGAACAAACAGCAGCAAACAAAGCGGGUAGUCACACACCAAACAUGAAGUAUCUAGGUCUAUCAAAAGAGGACCGAGCCAUUGCUGAGCGACUGGAGAAGUUAAAGGAAGAAACCAAACUGAAAUCUAUACCUUCUCAGCAGGAGAUUGAAAUGCGAUUGGCCGCACUAAAGAAGGACCCUCAGCGACCUAUACUCUCCACAGCAGAGAUGGAGGACAGAUUAGCUCUGUUAAAGGGUCAGCCACCACCUUCAAAAGCACCCAGACCUAGUUAUCAGGGUCCUGAUACUAGGACUCAGACGGAACAAGUCAAUGACCUCUUCAAACAAAUGUCAGAAGAAGCAGCCUUAGAUCAAAAGUACGGCCCUGGUCUUGAAGAUGGUGAGAUGAAUGACCUGAAUAAAGGAAUUGAUCCACGUAAUUUCAACAAUGCAGCCGACAAUAACACCAAAAGCUUUGAGGAAGAGAAGAGUAAUCUGCUGGACCAGGCAACAGCGGAGCUGAAGCAGGACAAUUUGCACAAGGAGCAAGUUUCAAAGAUCUCCCAGAGACUGGCCACACUGAAAGGAGAAGACACCAAAGCUGCUGUCGUUGACUGGAAAUAUGCUGAGCUGGACAGUGAUGAAGAAAAUGAAGAGCUGCUUAGCCAGCGAAUUCUGAAACAGGUUAAUGAAGAAAUUGCCCUGGAUGAAGCAAGUGGUUAUAACAUCCCUCUAGAGCGACCUAAGCCAGCUCAGGCCACACCGGCUGGGAAGAAGUUGCAGUCGACACCCACAGUGCCAACUGCUGAGGCAACAGACAGUGAUGAGGAACUGCCUUGGUGCUGCAUCUGCAAUAGUGAUGCUGUGAUCCGUUGUCGUGACUGCGAUGGAGACCUCUACUGCCAGAGAUGUUUCAGGGAGGGUCAUGAUAAAUUUGAAAGAAAAGAACACAGAACAUCCAAGUACCGUCCACCAAACAAGAAGAAAUAACAUCCACAUCAACAUCCUUGUGAAAUCUCCCACCAUCUGACACUAAGGAAGUUUGAACUAGAUGUGAAAAUCUAGAUUAUAAAUUAACACUGAGCAAGAACAAGUGUGACAGAAAUUGCCCCAUACAAAUGAUGCCAUACAUAUUGAUGUGCAGCAGCCAGCUCCUGACUGAGAAGCAUCCAGCGUUGUCUUAUUUUUUUGCAGUGUUCCUGGGAGUCUGCCGCACCAUAAAAUUUUUUUGUGGAUUUUUUUAUGCAUGUCCACGGCAACACCUUAUCUCGGGACCUCUUUUCAUUUGGAAAUGUUGUGCAUUAACAGAUUAAAUGACGCUCAGUUUACAAUCCUGAAUCCAAUUUUGAAUAUGUUAAUUAGAGAUAAAAGGAUACAAGCAGAGGUUUAUAUUGGAGCUCACUGAAAUCAGUGUUGGUUAACAGAAUGAAAUUGUACUAUAACUUGACAAAUUUAAAUAUGUACACACUAUUGAAAAUAAUGUUUGCCCUCCCUCAGCAGUCAUUUGUAACAGACCGAUAUUUUCUUAAUGGAAAUAGAUUACAACUACGUUUCUUUUUUUUUGAAAGCUACAAAGAUUUUUAAUCCUCAGUCGUCACCAUGCUGUGGGUCAUCUGUUCUCCUUUUCCAUGAAUACCAAUUUCACGACCAACUAUUGGGAGAAAUGUGCAAAUGAGUCUUAUACAAUAUGACCCCGUCCCUCUGUUUUCAUUUCCAUUCUUUUCACAUGAGUAUGUUUGGUUCCUACUUAUGCUUUUGCAUAGCGCCAGCUGUUGUUGUAAUGACCUUCAGUAAGUGGCCAAUCCGUCUUGGUCACACUACUUAAAUAAGUUACAUGUCACCUUUACUGAACUCAUCUCCUGAAUACAGAAAGCUCUAGAGCUGUUUAGGAGGCAAUCUACUAAUUCCAAAUCUGAUAACAUAUUUGUGUAUUUAAGUACUGACAAGCAAAGAUUCACAAUAAAACAACAUUUUAAGAG
Molecule: messenger RNA, 2817 nt
Organism: Chiloscyllium plagiosum (whitespotted bambooshark)
Lineage: Eukaryota; Metazoa; Chordata; Chondrichthyes; Orectolobiformes; Hemiscylliidae
Source: RefSeq, a predicted model, not a curated record